Molecule: messenger RNA, 1496 nt
Organism: Pyrus x bretschneideri (Chinese white pear)
Lineage: Eukaryota; Viridiplantae; Streptophyta; Magnoliopsida; Rosales; Rosaceae
Product: probable E3 ubiquitin-protein ligase RHC1A
Exons: 2
Coding region: 287-1240 (317 amino acids)
Biological process (GO): protein ubiquitination
Cellular component (GO): cytoplasm
Molecular function (GO): ubiquitin protein ligase activity
Source: RefSeq, a predicted model, not a curated record
UCCAGCCGCAGGAUCAAAUUAACGGGUGUGAUGUAACAGAAGAUCAAUCUGAAGGAAGAUACUAGACAGGGAGAGAGCGAGGAGAGGAGAGAGAAAACACAGCGUUCAUUUCGUCGCACCAUCGAUACGGAAACAGUCUCAGAUAUUUGAGCAUACCUUCGCCUUCUCAAGGCGGCUUGACCUUGAAUUGCGAUCUCCUAUGUCACUAUGCUCAGGUGAUGCUUAAAUAUUGAGGAGUUCAGGGACGAGACUUGUUUGUACCCAUAAAUUUCUAAAAGAGGAGAGGAUGUCGGGUGGCCGAAACACCCACUGGUGUUACAAUUGCAGGCACCCAUUUCGGCUGAGAGGGCGAGACGCGGUUUGCCCAGGCUGCAAUGGAGGAUUUAUUCAAGAACUUGAAGAUAUGGUUCAUGUCAGCCCAAUGGAUUUCUUUGGACUGGACAAUGAUGAUGAUCAUGACAGGAGGUUCUUGGAAGCUUUCUCAGUGUUAAACCAAUUGACAGACAGAAGGCGUAAUGAUAGCAUUAGGGCAAGAUCAGAUUUAGUUCCUGAGCGCAACCCGGCAUUUGCUCCUCUCUUGAUUAUUGGUGGCCAAAUUCCUUUUCGAUUGUCUGGGAACGGCAAUUUUGAAGCUCUUUUCAAUGGGUCUCCUGGAAUAGGCGUGACACGGGGUAACGUGCGUGAUUAUUUUGUAGGUCCUGGCUUAGAAGAACUAUUUGAGCAGCUUUCAGCUAAUGACCGGCGAGGCCCUGCCCCAGCCUCCAGAGGUUCAAUUGAUGCAAUGCCUACUGUUAAGAUCACAAACAGGCAUCUCCGUUCUGAUGCGCACUGCCCUGUUUGCAAGGACAAAUUCGAGUUGGGAUCUGAAGCAAGGGAAAUGCCUUGUGACCAUCUAUACCACACAGAUUGUAUUGUACCAUGGUUAGUACAACACAACUCAUGCCCUGUUUGCCGUCAAGAACUCCCUCCACAAGGUUCACCAGGAGCAGGAAGUGGUCAUACCACAAGUAGUCGAAGUAGAAGCAGUAGUUUUGCUAGUAACACCAGUGCAAGGGAGAGUGCUAGAGAAAACCAAGGAAGGCGAAAUCCUCUCUCUUAUUUGUGGCCAUUUCGCUCAUCUAGUUCUAGCUCCAGCUCCAGCCCCAGCUCUAGCCAUGACCCGACAACUGAAAGUAGUUCAUCAACUAUGCGCGAACACAAUAAUCAGAUGGGGUAUUCAGGAUGGCCGUUCGACUUCUAGGGUUAACGGUGUUAACGUUAUUGCUUGCUGUCGUUGGGAUCAGAAUCCAUGGCUGUCCAUUGAACUAAGCAAAUUGCUAGCGGUGAGUAAGGGUUUGAGACCCGUCAUCUGUAUUACUGUAUGUUGUUAAAAGGGUGCUUUUGGUGUUUAUUAUGCCUCUUUCCAUGUAAAUGACUGUUUCCUUCUUUUGUGUAUUUCUAUCUUUUGUGAAUCAUUUGUGCUUCUAAGUUGUUCUUGAUUCCCAUUUUAUGUUUCA